GUGCAGUGGAGACGAGGGAAGCAUGACGUGAAGUGACUCUGAAGUGAAGAGGUUGGAGCAAUCAGCACAGGGCACAAAAUGAAAGUGAGAUGGUUAUGCUUGGAGUAUGGUUAAUACCCGCAGAUUUUGCACAGCAGUUGAAGAUGGGGAUCCAGAGACGGGCAUCCUGUGGGCCAGGGUGCGAGCUGAGCAGGUCCUUCUGGGGGAUUCCUGGACUCGGAGUCAGUUCCCCCUCUCACCCCUACCCCAUCUGUGGCAGUGGUGCCCUCGUGGGCUCUACCGUGCAGCUGGGGGGAUAGGAGAAGAUGAAUGGUGGCUGGAGAGCCAUCAGGUGGUCUCUGGUGUCCCAGAGAUACUUCUCCGCCAACUACACAGAUGAGGCCAUAGCAAACACCUGAAGCUGGCAGCACUUCUUGGGAGCAGGCCUGGUUCGAGAGUUUAAAAUAUAUAUACUUUCUAACUUUUUUCUUUCUCUCAUUUUUUUUUAAACAAGGCAACAUGAACAAGGAUAAAAGGAAGAUGCAUUUUUUAAAAAAAUGUUCAGUAAUGCAGUAUUAAUAUAAACCUGUUGUGUUAUGAAAUGUUUAUUAAAAAUAUAACAGGACCUUCCUACAA
Chrysemys picta bellii (western painted turtle) is the source of this 615-nucleotide messenger RNA. The record is from RefSeq and is a predicted model, not a curated record. Lineage: Eukaryota; Metazoa; Chordata; Testudines; Emydidae.